Molecule: messenger RNA, 1221 nt
Organism: Linum tenue
Lineage: Eukaryota; Viridiplantae; Streptophyta; Magnoliopsida; Malpighiales; Linaceae
Source: the annotation of a GenBank genome assembly
CGGCCCAAAACUUGGAUCCAGUCGUCAUAGGUGUAGCACAGGCACACAGCAGAAAAACGAGCCCACCAAAUAUUGAAGAACUUACCAGAACCGUGUGUUUCUUCUGGAAUAUCAGGAACCGUCUCUCUUUCUCCAGCCCCAGCGAACCUCCGACCAAUUUUUUUUUUUUUGGGUAAUACGUUGGCGGGAUUGGGAACGACGUAUCAUUCCUUAUCAGCAUAAAGCGAGUUCAGCAUCCCUUGGAUACAAAAUUGGAAGAAACAAUUACCAUGGCAUCCAAAUCCUUGGCGGCAGCUGCGCAGAAUAUAGGUCCCGCCAUGAGGCGGCAGGCCGUGACGUUAACCGACGCGGCGGCGUCGAGGAUACGCCAGCUGUUGCAGCAACGACAAAGGCCUUUCCUCCGGCUAGGCGUCAAGGCUCGCGGAUGCAACGGCUUAUCCUACACGCUCAAUUACGCAGAUGAGAAAGGGAAGUUCGAUGAGUUAAUCGAAGAGAAGGGUGUGAAGGUACUGAUUGAACCCAAGGCUCUCAUGCACGUGAUAGGAACCAAGAUGGAUUUUGUUGACGACAAACUCAGGUCAGAGUUCGUAUUCAUCAAUCCAAACUCUCAAGGCCAGUGUGGUUGUGGCGAGUCUUUCAUGACGACUUCCACCACUGCUAAACCACAAGGUAGCAGCAACAGCAGCCGAUAGGAGCGCUGAUAGCUGUUUGUUGGCUUACUGACAGAUUGCAUCAUCUGUAAACUUGUGGCAAAUGUUGGGGUGGGGCGUUUCUACUCUACCCCUGUUGAUAUUAAUAAUUGUUCGACACAUGUAAAGGCAAGUAAUGGUUCGGCUUUGUAAGAUUUAUCUUGCACCGUUUCUGACCUCCGACCUGAGAUUAUACAUGCUUGUUCGUGUUCCAGCGUCUCCUUGACACGCUUUCACGUAGCCUUGCCAAAGAACUGUAUAUGAAAGCUGCUGUAAACUGAAACUUUUCCUUCGAGUGCUCGGCCAGGCCUCACAUUUGAAAGAGCAAGCAGUUUCACUAUUAGCAGAUUCUACUUCGUCUUGAGCAAGUUUUAUGGGUGUUUUGAGCGAACAUCACUCAGACUCGUGCCCGCUGGGAAGAUUAACAAGGAUAUGCAACUCAAUUUUACCCUGCUAUGCUUUCUAAUUAUCGACCAACUAUAUUCGAAAUCACUGUUCAGUAAACUAUCUUCGUCUUGUCCACUAAUCACUA